This is a messenger RNA of Zychaea mexicana, 663 nucleotides long. RefSeq lists its product as uncharacterized. The record is from RefSeq and is a predicted model, not a curated record. NCBI's taxonomy places the organism in Eukaryota, Fungi, Mucoromycota, Mucoromycetes, Mucorales, Lichtheimiaceae. Bases 1 to 522 code for a protein of 173 amino acids. The transcript is spliced from 2 exons.
AUGAUGAAAAUAAGUGCCCACAUCUUGGCAAAACAAUUGGCAAAAACCACGCUCUCAACGACCGAAGAAGCUUUGUUGGAGUUAUCGAUUUCAAGGUUCAUCAACAUGCUGAAUACCUCGAUGCAAGAUACUGUACCUAUCAAGAAUUCUUCUCACAACAUCAGUGGGCCUGUAUCAACAACGUCAUAUCGGCAUCGAAUCUGGAGCUACGAUGGUUCAUCGCCGGAAUUAAGUGCCCUUUUCGAUGCCAUUGUUCAUGUAGGCGACAAUAUCUGGGAUGUCAUCGCUUUUAUCGACGAGAAAAUGGCAAAUAUCAAAAACAAGAUGCCUACAACAAAAUUUGCAACCAUUUUGGAGUUUGUUUUCGAUUGCACAGAUGUGGCAGUGGUGGACGGUGAGAACUCUUGCGAGGCAACCAAAAAUGUGGCCCUUUUGAACAAGGCAAUCUUCACCCCCAUGCAGGCAGUACCAGUGUUUGGAAAGAAAAUCAAUGAAAACGGUCAAGAGUUCAAGAAGACUUGAAACUAAUGCACACGAACGCAGCGAUUCUCGACCAUCUCAACAGCCAUUGUUCAAUCGACAUCAGCGAACUGUUGGCGAUGAAUUUCAUCGGUAAAUAUGAUGUAUUGGUGAACGCAAUAAUAAUCGAUGACUGACUAAUAA